Phanerochaete carnosa HHB-10118-sp is the source of this 354-nucleotide messenger RNA. RefSeq lists its product as uncharacterized. Bases 1 to 354 code for a protein of 117 amino acids. The transcript has 2 exons. The record is from RefSeq and is a predicted model, not a curated record. NCBI's taxonomy places the organism in Eukaryota, Fungi, Basidiomycota, Agaricomycetes, Polyporales, Phanerochaetaceae.
AUGGAGGAGGAGGAAGAACUCAGAAACGCGACCCUGAUGCCAUGGAUAUCGACGCCGUCUCCCGAGACCAAACACAUCGAGAAGGACGAUGCUUCAAUUGCGAAGGCAAAGGACAUAUUGCCAGAAAUUGCCCUUCGCCCAAGAAACCUCAGCAAUGAGAUCAGCAAGGAAGAUACCAACCCAAUCGCUCGCAACAGGGCAACCGCUCUCAGACAAACCAACGUUCAGGAUAAUGGAAUAAAGGAAAUUCCACCAAUAGAUUUGGUCAAAGAAGUAACCAAACUCUCUCAGGACGAUGCUAAGGAUCUUUUCACCCAUUACCUCCUCGAAGCUAAUCCGGAUUUUCAUGUCUGA